ACUCGUGAUCAGGUUCAGUCACAGUCGCCAUGGCUCUCAAGGUCGUCCUACUCUCCGCUCUCGUAGUAGCUGCCCUCGCCCGCCCCGACACGCCCUACCGCCCACCCGCAUCCUCCUACCACGCUCCCGCCCCAGACGCGCCGCCCAGGUACGACUACAACUACGCCGUGGUGGACGACUACUCCGGCAACAACUACAAUGCCCAGGAGGCGCGCGACGGCUACGACACCCAGGGAUCCUACUACGUGCUGCUGCCCGACGGCCGCCGGCAGAGGGUCACCUACAACGUCAACGGCGACUCAGGCUUCCUGGCCGAGGUGACCUACGAGGGCGAGGCCCAGUACGCCCCUCAGAGCUACGCCCCCGCCCCCGUCCCCACCUACAGGCCAGCUCCCACCCCGCCAGCCUACCAGUGAGAGCACCCCGCAGGACACACUGUCCACAAUUAUUUAUUAAACCAUUCGCGACCUGCA
This is a messenger RNA of Scylla paramamosain (green mud crab), 473 nucleotides long. RefSeq names its product cuticle protein 8-like. The transcript has 3 exons. The record is from RefSeq and is a predicted model, not a curated record. Gene Ontology annotation, cellular component: extracellular matrix. NCBI's taxonomy places the organism in Eukaryota, Metazoa, Arthropoda, Malacostraca, Decapoda, Portunidae. The coding region runs from base 30 to 416 and encodes 128 amino acids.